Molecule: messenger RNA, 10797 nt
Organism: Hemicordylus capensis (graceful crag lizard)
Lineage: Eukaryota; Metazoa; Chordata; Lepidosauria; Squamata; Cordylidae
Gene: KIF20B
Product: kinesin family member 20B
Exons: 34
Coding region: 4657-10410 (1917 amino acids)
Biological process (GO): mitotic spindle assembly; microtubule-based movement
Cellular component (GO): nucleus; spindle microtubule
Molecular function (GO): microtubule binding; plus-end-directed microtubule motor activity; ATP binding
Source: RefSeq, a predicted model, not a curated record
CCCUGGCUUAGGUGCCCUUCCUUUUCUUCUUCCCUCGAUUCAAGCCCUCAGAAGGGCUAUUCCGCAGAGCAAGCGGAAUUUCAGCGGAGUUUUCAGAGCAAUUUUCAGAAUUUUCAGAGCAAGCGGAGUUUCAGUUUUCCCUCCCCUCUAAAAGGAGGCUCCAUAAAAGAAAAAGAGUGCCACUGUCGGAUGAGGGCAUUAGGGAACCUAAACGCCCCCUAGUGGCUCCUCUUUCAGCAGCAGCCUCUUCUGUUGUUACUGCUGUGCCUCCACCUCAUUGCUCUGCUGCUGUUUCUUCUGACACAGAGUCCUCUGAGUCAGAAAAGGAAGAAGGGGAAUUGUCUGAACAGAAUCCUUCUCAAGAGAAGCCCAGCUCUUCUCAUUUGUUUUCCUUGUCAGAGUUCGAGGUUUUGUUGGCCAAAGUGAAAAGUUAUUAAGGAUGUGUCCCCAGAAUCAGGGGUUCCUUACACUUCAGGUUUAGAUCUAGAGGUUUUUCCCUCUACCUCGGCUUCAACAGCCACGGUUCCUUUUCCCACUCUCUUCAUGGAUGUAAUGUAAUGUGGAAAAAAUCUCUCAUAUACGGGCUAACUUAGACUCCGUCUCCACAAUUACCUCGGUGUCUGAUGUGGAGGUGUCCAGCGACUCCUCUUGUGUGAUUAGGUUGGAUUGGUUCCAGUUUGUGACUCGUGAGGAUGUGGACAAGCUGAUUGGAAUGGUGCGGCCUACUACCUGUUCUCUUGACCCUUGUCCGACAUGGCUUAUAUUAUCUGGCAGGGGGGUUGUUGUAGAAGGCCUGGUAGAGAUUAUAAAUGCGUCCCUGAGGGAAGGUAGGAUGCCUCCUUGUCUUAAGGAGGCAAUUAUUAGACCACUUCUGAAGAAGCCUACCCUGGAUCCCUCGGACUUGAACAACUACAGGCCUGUCUCCAACCUUCCGUGGCUGGGCAAGGUAAUUGAGAGGGUGGUGGCCUCCCAGCUCCAGACAGUCUUGGAUGAAACUGAUUAGUUUGACCCAUUUCAAACUGACUUCCGGGCUGGCUAUGGGGUGGAGACUGCUUUGGUUGGCCUGAUGGAUGAUCUCCAAUUGGCAAUUGACAGAGGAAGUUUGACUCUGUUGGUCCUUCUGGACCUCUUGGCGGCUUUCGAUACUAUCGACCAUAGUAUCCUUCUGGAGCGUCUGAGGGGUUUGGGAGUUGGAGGCACUGCUUUGUAGUGGUUCUGCUCCUACCUCUCAGGCAGGUUCCAGAUGGUGUCCCUUGGAGACUGCUGUUCUUCAAAAUGUGAACAUUUGUGUGGUGUUCCCCAGGGCUCCAUAUUGUCUCCAAUGUUGUUUAACAUCUUCAUGAAACCGCUGGGAGAGAUCAUCAGGAGAUUGGGUGCAGGGUGCUACCAGUAUGCUGAUGACACCCACAUCUAUUUCUCCAUGUCAGCAUCAUUGGGAGAUGGCAUAACCUCCCUAAAUGCCUGCCUGGAGUCGGUGAUGGGCUGGAUGAGGCAUAACAAACUGAGACUGAAUCCGGCUAAGACGGAGGUACUCAUUGUCCCGGAUCGGAACUCGAGAGAUGAUUUUGAUCUGCCUGUUCUGGAUGGGGUCACACUUCCCCAGAAGGAACAGGUACGCAGUCUAGGGGUGCUUCUGGAUCCGAGCCUCUCCCUGGUGUCCGAGGUUGAGGUGGUGGCCAGAGGUGCCUUCUAUCAGCUUCGGCUGAUAUGCCAGCUGCGUCUGUUUCUUGAGGUGAAUGACCUCAAAACAGUGGUACAUUUGCUGGUAACCUCCAGACUGGAUUACUGUAAUGCGCUCUAUGUGGGGCUGCCCUUGUAUGUAGUCCAGAAACUACAGCUGGUCCAGAAUGCGGCAGCCAGGCUGGUCUCUGGGUCAUCUUGAAGAGACCAUAUUACUCCUGUAUUGAAGGAGUAUAUACUACUGGCUGCCGAUAUGUUUCCGGGCAAAACCUAUAAAGCCCUAAACAGUUUGGGCCCUGGGUAUUUAAGGGAAUGCCUUCUUCUGCAUGAACCCCACCGCCCACCGAGAUCUGCUGGAGAGGUCCGUCUGCAGCUGCCACUGGCUUGUCUGGUGGCCACUCAGGGACAGGCCUUCUCCGCUGCUGCCCCGAGCCUUUGGAAUGUGCUCCCUAGUGAAAUAAGAGCCUCCCCAUCUCUGACAGCUUUAAAAAAAGUCUUUAAAAACACAUUUCUUCACCCAGGCUUUUAAUUAAUGUUGUUUUAAUGGUUUUAAUGCUGUUUUAAAAUAUUAUUUAAAAAAUUUUAAAUUGUUGUAAUGUGCAUGUCCCCCCCUUCCCCAUUUUUGUCUUAACGAAUGUUUUACUUUGUUUUUAUUCUGUUGUAAACUGCCCAGAGAUGUAAGUUUUGGGCGGUAUAAAAAUGUUUUAAUAAAUAAUAAAUAAAUAAUAAAUGUUAGCAGAAUGGGGGGUGCCUGUUACCACUAAACCUGUUUUGACUUUUCCUAAGAAAUUAUAUACUGUACCGCCUGGCAUUAUGACUUGGUUAGCUACUCUCAUUGUAGAUGCUCCUGUGGUGCAAUUAGUGUCGUGUGCGUAGCUGAAUAAGGAAGGCGAUGAGUUUUUUAAAGUCACCUGAGGAGAAGGCGGCGGAUCAUCUUCUAUGAAAAGGUCACGAGGCCUCAGCCACUGUCAUUAGAGCAGUGACUACCUAUUCAAUCUUUGCUAGGGCGUCCAUUCUUUGGGCGAAAGAACUGAUAAGCUUGGUGCCGCCAGAAAAUGUUGAACUUCGGCAAUGUCAUUAUAAAUUGGCCAGGGCGUCUGCCAGGAGGGCGUCCACCUCUUGCAUAUAUCAACUUACCUGGCCUGCCUUCUGUUCUUGGACAGCAAAGCACGACGUCCUUCCGACUUCUGCUAGAGUGUUAGAAGUUUUGGGGUUUCUGCAGUCUGGUUUAGAGAGAAGUCUUCAUCCGAACACCUUAAGGCGGCAGGUAUCUGCUCUAUCAUCUGUUUUGGACCUCAGGGAUUCUGGUUCUUCAUAUUUGCAUCCCCAUAUUAGUCAGUUUUUGAAGGGAGCGAGUAAUUUGGCUCUUCUCCCUAUCCACAGGUUUCCCACUUGGGAUUUAAAUAAGGUUUUAAAUACCUUGACCAAGGCUCCAUUUGAACCUCUCAGUUCUAUUGCUUUGAGGUAUUUGUCCAAGGUUUUAUUCUUAAUGGUGAUAACCUUUAGCCGCCUUAAGCCAUUUUUGGAAGGGUGGUAUAGAAAUUGAAUGAAGAAAUAAAAUAACCUCUUUUAGGAGGGUCUCUGAGUUGGCUGCCCUUUCAGUGAGUGAUGAGUUGUGCAUUUUUCAAAAAAGAGUCAGUUGUUUUAAAGUUGGAUCCUACCUUCUUGACGAAGGUCAUUCUAUUUUCCAUAGAAGCCAGGAAGUGGUGUUAACUUCGUUCUGUUCCAAGCCCAUGCAUCCUAAGAAGCGUGUGGCAUAAGUUGGAUGUGUGAAGGGCUUUAAGAAAUUAUACCCACCGAACUCAGUCUUUUAGGAAAACGGCUCUUCCUUUGUUUCUUUUCAAGCAGGCGCCCACGGGACCCAAGCUUCUAAACUGUUUUUGGCCUGGUGAGCAAGAGCUCCCCUGGAGGAGACUUGUAAAGCAGCCACAUGGAGUUCUAUUUCUCCUUUUGUGAGACACUAUAAGAUUUCUUCCUUCUAUGAUCCCCAGGCAGCGGUUGGAAGAACAAUUCUGCAGUGGGUGGUCUAGGCAUCCACUCCCCGCCCUUGAUUUCAUUCAGCUUGGGUACGUCCUGUCAAGUUAGGAUGCCCUCCCCAUUCCUCGGAAAAAGAAACAUUGGUAGACUUACCAUGAAUUGUUCUUUUUCAAGGUAUGGGGAGGGCAUCCGGCCCUCCCGCGGAUACUGGGAAAGGAAUGAUAUUCCUUGGGUGGCAGGGCUACUCCCAGGGUUCAAGAUUGUGCUAUCCCUGUUCUUUCUCUUCCUUUGGAGGUCUCUGGAUUUCCCUGGUUGACCUUUCUUCUGUUCUUGUUCAUUCUGUUUCUCUGGUGGUUGAAAGCCAGAGUUUUUUUCCAGUGUGGGGCUACAGAUUUUUCGCUCACAGUCCCGGAACUGGGUUGGGUGUGGCUGGAGCAGCAUAGUAUAUACAGAUCUGAGAUCUGAUUGGCCCUGUCCUGAAGCAUGAGAAGGCUGACAACCCAUCAAGUUAUGAUGCCCUCCCCAUACCUCAAAAAAGAAAAAUUCACGGUAAGUCUACCAAUAUUUCUUUCAACAUGCAUGAGCUGGAGAAUGUGUACCCUAGAUGGUUCUUUGCAGUUGCAUGUUGUCAGGGUAGUUUUGCAGUGGGCAAGCUGAUCUUUUCACUGAUAUUGCUUAGGAACCUCAAAAUUCCCCAGGAAACACUCUGAAACACCGUACUAAACCAUAGCACACCCCCCCCCCCCCGAUUCAUAUCCCACUCUUUCUCCGAGGAACUCAGAGCGGUGUACAUGCUUAUUUUUAUCCUCACAACAACCCUGUGAGGUAGGUUAGGUUGAGAGAUACAUGACUGGCCCAGAGUCACCCAGUGAGUUUCAUGGUUGAAUGGGGAUUCGAGCACAGGUCUUCCUGGUCCUAGUCCAACACUCUAACCACUGCACUAUGCUGGCUCGUUCUGCAAUAUGCAAAGAAGUUCUGGUUAAAAGGACAAAGUGAAACAUGCUUCAUGAGAAGAAUAGUAUUUGGCACACUGGGCCAGGCAUAACAUGGUCACAUAAGCCAAACUUCAAUGUAUUGGAUGUUCCAUUCAAGCAGCUGUCUUUCUCUCCACCAUCCAGCCCCCCCCCCCUCCCAGCCACCCCUCUCUCUAAUAGGAUGGAGGCAAAUCUGGAUAAGUCAGCAUUUCCCAGGCCAUCCUUUGUUACUGCUGUUGAGAUAUCUCCAAAAACUAGCCCCGUGGAUGCUAGUGACAUUAAGAGAAAUCUUUAUGGGGAUUUUUCUUCAACCUCCAAUAUAAGCCAGAAAGACAGCUUGGGAUCCAAAGAACAUAUUCAUGUUUGCCUUCGCAUUAGGCCACAUAUGUUGUCGGAAGAAGAGGUUGAUUCCCAGGACUGCAUUUCUGUCCUUGACUCCACAAGCAUUAUAUUAAAAGCCCCCAAGAGCUCCAUGGUGUUCCAUUUUAGUGAAAAACACUUAGGGCAGACAGUGCAAAAAUUCACUUUUUCACAGGUUUUUGGCCCUGAAACAACUCAGGAAGAGUUCUUUCAAGGUACUGUGAAACAAUCGGUGCAAGAUUUCCUGAAGGGACAUAGUCGACUCAUAUUUACCUACGGUGUUACCAAUGCUGGGAAAACCUACACAUACCAAGGCACAGAUGAAGAUGCUGGUGUUCUCCCAAGAGCACUGGAUAUGUUGUUUAAAAGCAUUCAAGGCAGACUCUAUACAGAGAUGGAUCUCAAACCCCAUCGAUGCCAAGACCAUAGAAAGCUGACCAAAGAGGAGGCAAGAGAGGAAGUAGUUGUCAAAAACUCAUUACUUCGUCUUGUGAAAGAGGUGGAUUAUCAAAAUGACAUUUCUGGGGAUUGCAGCAAAACCUCUGAUCAUUCUGAAGAGUUGGGGGAUCCCUUAAAAGAAGCUGAGCAAUCUAAUAUAGAUGAAGGAAGAGGUGCAAAAUUCUCUGUCUGGAUUUCGUUUUGUGAAAUUUACAACGAAUGCAUUUAUGACCUGCUGCUCCCAAUAUCCAGUGACAAGAGAAGAAAAGUGCUGUGCCUUGCCCAGGACAUAAAAGGCUGUUCAUAUGUUAAAGAUCUACAAUGGAUUCAGGUGUGCAAUUCCAAAGAAGCUUUCAAACUCAUGAAAUUAGGCCUAAAGCAUCAGAGUUUUGCUUCGACAAAACUGAAUGCCAACUCCAGUAGAAGCCACAGCAUAUUCACUGUGAAAAUGCUAAAAAUUGAUCCUGAAUCUGCUCGUGUAAAGCAAGUUAGUGAGUUAUUUCUUUGUGACCUGGCUGGCUCGGAGCGUUGUACCAGAACACAUAAUGAGGGAGAGAGGUUAAAAGAGAGCGUCAGUAUUAACACUUCAUUGCACAUUCUAGGCAAAUGUAUUCAUGCCCUGAAGACCAGUCAGCAAUCAAAGCUGCAGCAGCACAUACCCUUUCGGGAAAGUAAGCUAACUCGCUUCUUCCAAGGCUUCUUCAGUGGUAAAGGGAAAGUGUGCAUGAUAGUAAAUGUCAGCCAGAGUGCCUCUGCAUAUGAUGAAAUGCUCAAUGUGUUAAAGUUUUCAGCAAUAGCUCAAAAAGUUGUGGUCCUCGAUGCUUCCAGUUCUUCCCAAGAGGAGUUGUGUGACCAGAUGUCUAUCAAAGCAGGAUCUGAAGUUAAUACUGAAAAGGUGUUAUUACCUGUUAAAAGAACAACUAUGCUUUGGGAGAGGACUCUGGAAGACGUGGCAGAAGAUGAAGAAGAACUGGUAGCGGAGAGCUGUGGAGUGCAAAAAGUAAAUUGUGUGGCAGAAGACCUAUUUGGGAAGGAGGCAGAGCCUGAGUCACCAAGCCAGGCAGGAGACGAGGAAGACAAUGUUUUGGUCAUUGAAAAAGAAGACUAUCAGAGGCUGCUUAAUGUAAUAGAACAGCUGAAAAAAAAGUUGAUUGACGAAAGAAAAGAGAAACUAUACAUGGAGCUAAAAAUCCGUAAAGAAGUCACAGAGGAGUGUGCUCAGUAUCUUGCUGAACAGAAUGUUGAUCUCAAGGAAUUGUUUGAGCAUAAGCAAGAACUGAUGGAGGACAGCUGUGAGGAGCGCAUACGGCUGUAUAAAGAUCUGGUGAAGGAAUGCAUCCCACUGACAAAUGGCAGAAGGGAUGCAGAAGAGAUGCACUCUAAUGAGCAGGUUGAUGAAACUAGAGAACCUGGGAAUACUACUGAUCUUGUCUGCAUGGUAGGAUCACUGCAACAGAACGUCAUGGAUAUCAGGCGGGGGACAGAAACUGUAUUCGAGUUGCUCAGUGCUUUUGAAGAUCCUCAAAGUACUAUUGAGCGGCUUGAAAAACAAUUGACUGAAGUUACAGCUGAAUUAUCCAAAGCUGAAAAGGAGAUGUCAUGCAGGUGUGAAGAGGUGAAAAUACAAGAGACUAGACUGAAUGAAUCUGCUAAAGUACUUCAAGAUGCUACUGAGAAAAUUGCUCGACAGAACAAACGCAUCCAGGAGCUCAUGCAAGUUGUAGAGCAAAAAGAUGAUGAAAUAAGUAGACUGCAAGACCUGAUAAAUCACUUGGAAACUAUUAUAAAAGACUCGGAGACCACAAUUGCUACAAUUAAACAAGAAAUAGAACAUAAAAACUCUACCAGGAAAGCAUGCUGCACCCAUUCUUGUGAGUCCAUGGAGCAAUAUGUGGGUACUGGGAGAAAACGAUGUUUAGAAAGUGAGGAAGAUGAGGAGGAAGGUCCACCUGCAAAGCAAGGGUCCAGUAACAGUUCAAAAGAUGCCAUCGAGACAAAGAACCUUGAAGAAAUGCAGCCCCACAAUUUCAAGGAAAAGGGAGAAAUUGUAGCAAUUGAAGAAAAGAAUACACUACUAGAAAUUGAGUUGGCUACACUUAGAGGACAGCUAGAAAAAGAGAAAGCUGAGAAUAAGGGACUUUCUAGUGAGAUAACUAGCUUGUCUCAGAAGCUUUCUUCUUCAGAAGAAAAAGCUUCUGGCUUGUGCAGGGAACCCCAACAACAGAAGGCUAAUUGUGAGAUGAUGUCUGAAUUAGUUGAACUGAAAGAUGUAAAUAAGCAACAAGAAGAGAAGAUUCAGCUGCUCCUUAAAGAAAUGGCGGCAGCCAGCCAAAUGCUUGCAGACAAAAAAUCUAAGAUAAAAGCAGUUGAGGUAAAAAUAGGUGAGCUAAGCAGGUUAGGUUCACAGUGCCCUAGUGCAGAUAUUGACUUGGCAAAUGGAAAGGAAGUGGUAGAGCUUCCAAAAGAGAGGCAUGAACAAGUGCUUGUUAAACCUGGUCGAAAGAGUUCAUUUCACUGUAGUGUUGAAAGUAUCUGUGAACUGACCAAGCAAAUAAUUCAUCAGUCUGCUCAAAAGAGUAGUCAAAUUCAAGACGUCUACCAACAAGUUGAGCAAUGGCAGAAGAGGGCAUUAAAUGCUGAAAACGAGAAGUGUCAGUUAACCGUAAAGUUGAGUGAAACUGUCAAUCGGGUGGAAAUAUCCUUACAGGAAAAGAAACAUCUCCUUAAUCAGUUAAGGGACCUUCAACAGGAAAAUGCUCUUUCUUCUGAAAAAUAUAGGGAAGAGGAGAAUAAAGCACUUGGCUAUUUGGAGAAAAUAAAAGAAAUGGAUGGCCUCUUGGAAGAGUGUAGGGUGAAAGAAGCCAAUAUGGCCUGCUUAGAACAAGCACUUAAAGACAAAGAGUCUGCCAUGUUAGUAAUGGAAAAGGAACUAAAAGACAUGCAGCAGAAGCUUGACGUUUCACAAUCAAACAUUAAAAAGUUAAGUGAUCAGGAAUUGCAACUGAAGGAGCAAGUUCUAGAGCUGAGGAAUAACUCAAGAACUAUUGGACUUCAGGAAAAGAGUAGAGAACAAGCUCUGGAACACUUAAAUAAAGAGCUCUUGGAGAGCACUUCUCUUUCCUCCCGUCUGCAAAUCGAAAUACAGCAAAAAGAUGAAGAAUAUGCUGAUCUGAAAGAGAAGCUGGCUGAUGCCAAAAAACAAAUUGAUCAAGUCCAGAAACAGGUUUGCACGAUGCGUACUGAAGAGAAAACACUGAGGAAUAAAGUUGGUGAACUUGAAAAGGUUAAAAAUCAGCUCACUGAGGAGCUAGAUAUCAAACAGAGAACAAUUCAGCAAUUUAACAAGGAAGAGCUCAGCAAGAAACUGAAAGAUGUUUCACAGCAGUACCAGAAAGCCUGUAAAGAUCUAUCUUCCAAAGAGAAAAUAAUUGAAGAUAUGAAACUGACUUUGGAGGAGCAAGAACAGACUCAGCUGGAACAGGAUCAAGCACUUGAGGCCAAGAUAGAAGAGUGUAAAGGUUUUGUGGAAGAACUGGAAGAAUGGAAAAAGGGAUACCAUGAGCUAGAGAAGCAGAUCAGUAGUUUGGGACAACAAAAUGUUGAUGCAGAAUGUGAAGGAGGUGAAGAACUGGCUAGAGAAGAACUGAGGAGAUUGAAAGACAAACUGAAGGAAUGUGAAGAACAACACGUAAUAAAUCACAAAAAGUGGUUGGCAGAAAAAAUGACCCUCUUAACUCAGGCAAAAGAAGCAGAGACUUGCCGUAACAGAGAAAUGAAACGGUUUGCAGGAGAUAGAGAGCAACAUACCAAGCAGCUAGCGGAAGCAGAAAAACUUGUGACAGAAAAAGAAAACAAUCUUAAAAAAUGGCGCUCUGAGAGAGAUCAGCUAGUAGCAGCCUUGGAAGUUCAGCUUAGUUCUCUGCUUUCUAGCAAUGCACAAAAAGACAAAGAGAUAGAAGAACUUAAAAAGUCUGCAAAGAAGGCUUCUGGAAAUGGUUGUGAAACCAUAGAGGAACUUGGACAGUCUGCUGAGAGGGAUUAUGUAGAACUAAAACAGAUUGGUUGUGAGAAUUCCAAACCUAUAAUACCGCCCAUGCUAAAAGCAACAGAAGAAGCAGAAGGUCUUGAUAAACAGCCUAAAUUAAAACAAACCAACUCACUGCACCAUAAUGAGACUGGGGACACUGAUCCAUUGCUGCAAAAGUCUAGCAGGACAUCAUUGGUAGAAGACCUUCAGGAGGACCAGUCAGAAGCGAUCCUAGACUCUUGUGAAGUAUCUGCAGGGAGUGACCAAACCAGCCGCUUUCCAGAACCUGAACUGGAAAUUAACUUUACACCUCUGCAGCCCAAUAAGAUGGAAGUGAAGCAUCAGGGCAGUCCUUCUGCAGUGACUAUAAAAGUGCCCAAGGCAAGAAAAAGGAAAAGCAAUUCAAUGGAUGAGACUGCCCCUGACCAAUCUCUUAGAAAGGGUUAUCCCUCAAAAAAGAAGCAUAUUGUGCAUAUCACGGAUUCACCUGUAAGCAGAGGUAGAACGCUAAAAAAAGUUGGAUUUUUCCUGCGUUCUCCUACAAUCAUACACUCCAAAGCAAAGGAGUUGUUGACAGCGAUGAAAUCUCCCAAGCCUACAGAGGAAGAAUCUGUUAAAGAAAAUGAUCACAAUCCAAAACAAGCAAAGCACAAGUUAUACUCCACUGACAUUUCUUCGCCUGUUGAAUUUUCAGGUCAUAUGACUGCUCCUGACCAAUCACUUAAAAGGGAUUAUUCCUUAAGAACAAAGAAAGUGAUGACAACAGUGAAAUCUUCCACAGAGGAGGAAUCUAUUAAAGAAAAUUAUCGCAAGCCAAAGCAAGCAAAGCGCAAGUUGUACUCCACUGACAUUUCUUCGCCUAUCGAAUUUUCAGGACAUGUGAUCAUUAUGGAUCAAAAGGAAAAUGAUCAUGAAAUCAUCAAGCGUCGGCUCCGACCAAAGAAAGCUCAUUAAUUUCUGUCAUGAAGAAUCAUGUGUAUAAUUUGUCAACGGCUGAAUUCCAGAGCAUAGCCCAUCUGCAAUGAACAAGAGCGGCUGUGGACUGAAAACAACAUAGUGUUUCUGCUAUUAGUUAUAUGUACAUACAAACGUUCCCCCAUGUUUCCAAAAUGUUUGUAUAGGUUUCAUUUAUAGUCAAAGUGGAAAUUAUAUUAAAUAUAUUCAUAUUUACCACUUUGUUUUAAGGCGCUGUGUGUGUGUGUGUGUGUGUGUGCGUGCGCGUGCGUGUGCAUGUGCGUGCACAUGCAUGUUAAAGUUUCUAUUCUCUCCAGAGGAAAUAAAAGACAAAACUUAAUGUAUUCUAUAAUUAUACCACACAUGCUUUAAAGAUAGGCUUUGGUG